AUGCGGUUGGCUCAGAUUUUUAUUAACAUGAUUGCAAAUGCAGCAGUGCCGUUAGCGUUUUGCGGUGCAGCUUUUGUUUGCUCUUUAUAUCUCAUUCACUUGAUCGCAAUUGCUUAUGCGAAGUAUCGUUUGCAUCACCGUGUAGUAUAUAAGAAAGAUUUGCCUGGUGUUUCUAUAAUAAAGCCCCUCGUUGGUACAGAUGAGAACUUGUUUUUCAAUCUUGAAAGUUUUUUCAAGAUGAAGUACCCGACUUAUGAACUCUUGUUUUGUUUUCAUACAAGAGACGAUCCUGCAGCCAAAGUUGUAGAAGCUCUUGUAAACAAAUAUCCCGAAGUAGACACUCAAGUGUUUUACGGAGGUGAGACUGUCGGAUUAAAUCCCAAAAUCAACAAUAUGAUGCCAGCGUACAGAGCGUCUAAGUAUCCUUUAGUACUUGUCAGUGAUAGCGCCAUUUACAUGCGAGAAGAUGCCUUACUAGAUAUGGUGAUAUCAAUGACGGACGAUGUAGCCUUAGUUACCCAAAUGCCCUAUUGUCUAAACAGGCCUGGUUUUGGUGCAAAUUUGGAGCAGGUAUACUUUGGUACUGGCCAUGCACGUAUAUAUUUGGCUGGAAAUUGUCUUCGAUUUAUUUGUUCAACAGGUAUGUCUUCAUUAAUGCGAAAAUGUGCUAUAGAAGAUGCUGGUGGCAUGCACAAAUUUGGGGCCUUCCUUGCAGAAGACUAUUUCUUUGGUGUGGCUUUUGCAAAAAGGGGAUGGAGAAGCGUUAUUUCAAGACUUCCUGCUCUACAGAAUGCGGCUAAACCGGAUCCUCGUAAAUUCCAUGAAAGAAUUUGCAGGUGGAUUAAACUUAGAUUGGCUAUGCUUCCGCAUACAAUCAUAUUGGAACCCCUUCAAGAUUGUUUUGUUUCUGGUAUUCUUGGCGGAUGUUGCCUUCUAGUUCUGUUUCCAGUUAGCCCAUUGUUUUUCGUUUACUACUUUAUAGGACAUUUGAUAUAUUGGAUCUCCUGCGAUUAUCUUCUUAUUCAUCUUGUUCAGAAUGGUUCUUUGCCUUUUUCGUUUAUGCAAUUUCUUGUUAUUUGGUUAUAUCGCGAGGGUUCCGCCUUCCCUACUUGGUGUAGGGCGCUGAUGAAUCCUAACAUUUUAUGGCGGACAGGAACUUUUCGAUUGCGCUGGGGGGGCCGUAUUGAUGAUCGGUCUAAAAGCUAUCUUAUUAAAACCACUCACUAA
Enterobius vermicularis (human pinworm) is the source of this 1227-nucleotide messenger RNA. The record is from the annotation of a GenBank genome assembly. NCBI's taxonomy places the organism in Eukaryota, Metazoa, Nematoda, Chromadorea, Rhabditida, Oxyuridae.